Molecule: messenger RNA, 1182 nt
Organism: Batrachochytrium dendrobatidis JAM81
Lineage: Eukaryota; Fungi; Chytridiomycota; Chytridiomycetes; Rhizophydiales
Exons: 1
Coding region: 1-1182 (393 amino acids)
Source: RefSeq, a predicted model, not a curated record
AUGGCAUUCAAGGCAGGUCGAGAAGUAGAUACAAUUGAGAAUAGUGUAGACUGUCGAGAUGUAUUUGAGCUUGUCUCGCUUGAUCGGACGGCUCAAUCGAUGUCUCUGACCAUUCCAGCCAGCUCUCGAGUAUCAUUUCCAAUGGAGACUGAGCACUCACCAUUAAGACCUGCUUCAGUGACUGCCUGGUCUGUUACUAACCGUGGUUUCAUAUCUCAUGCAUUUGAGCGCCAGUUAAGCCUAGGGGCUGCACCUGCUGCUGAAGGUACAUGUCAUGAUGCUAUUCAUACCCUUCUCGAGCCUACACCUGCUACCAAUGCUUUGAAUGUGACAAGUGUUGCAAUGGCAUCUUAUUUGGAUCCACUCCAGCCUAUCGAAUCUAGCAUUCCAUCUGUUUUGCAACAUCCCAAACUAGAUGCUGCAAGAACUGCCCCAUCGUCACCACUAUUAAACAGAAGUUGCAGUCAACUACAGAUCCAGAAAUCCUAUCCACACUAUGACUCGAGAGUAGAUCCGCUUCAAUACACUCUGAAUAAAAUGGGUCUAGCCACUGCUCGUCACAUUGACUAUGCAUCCAACUCGAUUCAAGAAACACUUUUGCUGGCCAAGGUUUUGGGAUGCACUACAGUAUUGCUGGGUGUGCUUGCCAUGAUGUAUCUGCUUGUAUCUGGCAAUGCGGCUCUUACCCAUAAUUUUAUAAACUAUUCUGGACUGUGGCUCAGUGUCAUUGUUUUAAUUCUAACGUUCGUUGCUAUGGUGAUGCUCCAUUGGCGGAAUCUGGGUCUCAUUAUACGUCAAUAUAGACAGGCUCAGCCUACAACCAUGAUUUCCGAUUCCACUGUAGCAGUGAUGCCUAUGAACGCGGAGAGUGAGUCUAGUAGUACCAUGUUGAAUGCAUUUCCAUUUUUACGUCGACGUACUUCCACUGUAUCUGGUGCUUUACCUGAUCCCCGACUUUUAGUAGCAGGCCAUGUUGACUAUGGUAUGCUAAGAGAUCAGCUUCAACAACGCAUGAAUCGCACAGAGCAAGUGUUAAUCCGACUUCCUGGGUGCGAUGAGAUGCUUGAUCGACUUUCCAGUCAAUGCAGAUCAAGCCGUGUUUCCAAGAAUGAUGUACAUUCUGAAUCUACUAUGGCUGUCUCGGAUCUAUCGUUACUGGUUGUAGGUGAACGGACGCUUUAA